CGGGGAACAACACAAUAUAUACUUCGGGGAGUGACAGCUGACCUAUUGCUAACUAAAUCAAUCGUUCAUACCCUCUUCUACCCAAAUACUGAACGGAUGGGUAGAAGAGUGUGUGGCAGAGGACACAAGGAAAGACAGCGACACAGUUUAAGUGAUCAGCAGAAGUAAGCUAGACAGCUAGCUAACGUGAGCCGACGUUAGCUAGCUAGCCAGCUACCCAGUCAGAGAGAUAGCUACCGAUAGCUACACAACCAGGCAAGCAAGCCUGUGUAAAUUAGCUCUAGGUUACAGGGGGGCGGGUAGACAGCCAGUGCUAAUCGUAAACUAGCCGAAACACUGGAAGUACGUUUUCUUUGCUAGUAUGAGUGGACCCGGGCAAGACAGCGAGCCAGAGGCGAAAGUCCUUCAUAUCAAGCGGCUGUACAGAGCUGUAGUGGAGUCAGUGCAUAAGUUGGAUGUCAUCAUUGGCAGCAAGUCAUCGUAUAGGGAGGUCUUCAAACCAGAGAACAUCAGCCUCCGCAACAAGCUCAGAGAAUUGUGUGUGAAGUUGAUGUUUCUCCACCCUGUUGACUAUGGCCGCAAGGCAGAGGAAUUGCUGUGGAGAAAGGUCUACUACGAGGUCAUUCAGGUCAUCAAGACAAACAAGAAGCACAUUCACAGCCGCAGUGCUCUGGAGUGUGCUUACAGGACUCACCUGAUCGCUGGAGUGGGUUUCUACCAGCACCUUCUUCUCUACAUCCAGUCACACUAUCAGCUGGAGCUACAGGACUGCAUUGAUUGGACACAUGUCACAGAUCCACUCAUAGGUCGUAAGAAGCCAGUCUCGGCCUCGCCCAAAGAGAUGGAAUGGGCCCAGAUGGCAUGCCAUAGAUGCCUUGUGUAUUUGGGAGAUCUUGCUCGCUACCAGAACGAAUUAGCUGGAGUGGAGGCGGAGCAGUUGGCCGAACGUUUUUAUCACCAGGCCCUCUCUGUUACGCCACACGUUGGAAUGCCUUUCAAUCAGCUGGGUACGCUCGCUGGAAGUAAAUUGUAUAAUGUGGAGGCCACCUAUUACUACCUGCGCUGUAUUCAGUCGGAGACUCCUUUUGAUGGAGCCUAUGGAAACCUGAAGCGUCUGUUUGACAAGGCAGCGAAGAUGUACCAUCAAGUCAAGAAACAGGAGAUGAAGAAGCUCUCUCCCUCAUGCCAGAGGUCAAAAGACAUAAAACGAUUUCUCGUGAGCUUUAUGUACCUUCAGAGUUUGCUACAGCCCAAGAAUAGUAUGAUGGAGACGGAGCUGACGUCGCUGUGCCAGUCCGUGCUGGAAGACUUUAACCUGGUGCUGUUCUACCUUCCUGCGCCUGCCCACAGCGACCACUCAGCCAGUGAGGAGGAGGCAGAACACGACUCGGGCUCCUCGGUUCUCCCAGACAGCCUGGUCUUUAAGAUAGUGGUCACCUGCCUGAUGGUGGUACACAGCCUCAAACGAGGAGGUUCCAAACAGUACAGUGCCUCCAUCGCAUUUACCCUAGCUCUUUUCUCUCACCUGGUCAACCACGUCAACAUCCGACUGCAGGCUGAGCUGGAGGAGGGGGAGAGUGUUGUUCCACCACUACGGACUGACAACACAGAUCCAGAUUCCAGAGAGCUGGCCGGCACUGUGACUUUGGAAGACAGAACACUUCAGAACGGCUCGUUGGAAGAGGAAGAUGACGAAGAGGACGAGGAGGAGAAAGAAAACGACGAGGACGACCUUAAAGGAGAAAGGAGGAGAGUUGGGGCUAAGAAAGGAACGGAGAAGAAGCUGAACCAGGAGAAACAGAAACAGAAGAGGAAGUAUUCUCGCCUCUCCAUGCUCCGUCGCCGUCGCUGCGCUCGCAAAGAGGACGAAAGCGACCUGAGCGAAGGAUUCGAGAGCGACGAAGAGGACGACGAAGAAGACCUGAACCCGCUGGCUGAAGAAGGGAGCUGGGAAAGCGGGUCGGAGGAGGACGAGGGAGGCACGGCUUUCGACGUGGAGACGGACUCGGACAUGAACAGUCAGGAAUCUCGCUCGGAUUUGGAAGACAUGGAGGAUUCAGAGAACGCGGCUCAAGACCAACAGCCGGAUGACGAAGAGGAGGAGGAACAACGGCAGCCCAAUAGGGUGGAAGGCUCCACCCCACCAGCUACUAACGGCCCUCUGCUGUCCAACGAGGCCAGCAUCAGCAGUAACCUGCAGGCGAUGUCCUCCCAGCUGUUCCAGGCUAAACGCUGCUUCCGCCUCGCGCCCACUUUCAGUAACGUGCUGCUCCGACCUCAGAACGCCACUAACCCCACCCCUGAAUCAGACCCUAUCCCUUCAAAUGAAGCCACGCCUCCUCCAGGAGACCCGCCCAGCAACACAAGCCCCGACCCUGAGGGCAGUGAACACAGCAACGAGUCAUCUCGGAGUGAGAAGACGUUGCCCGAACGACUUGAAAUUCUGACCAAUCAGGGUCUUAUCCAGGUUGUGAAGAUCUUUGUGGAUUGGUUGAGGACAAAUACAGAUAUUAUCCUUAUGUGUGCACAGAGUUCUCAGAGCUUGUGGAACAGACUCUCCGUGUUGCUUAACUUACUGCCUGAUGGAAACAAAAUCCUAGAGGAAGAACUUGGUUUGAAUAAGGAGGUGAGAGAGCUCCUUAAUGACUGCGAGCAGCCUGGUUUGGUCCAGACACUGCUCCUGCCAGAGGACCUGGCCCUACGCCACCUCCCUGCCCUCAGCCUGGCCCACCGCCGCCUCGACUUCACCUGCCACAGACCCUCUCUCACGCCGCUGGACGAGUGUGUGGUGCGCUUGUGCUGCAUUCGCAGUUUUGGCCACUUCCUCACUAAUCUCCAGGGCAACAUAUUGCACUUCAACCCAGAGGCAGGCAUCUUCACCAGCAUUGGCCAAUCAGAUCAAGAGAAUCUGGUUCAGCAGGCAAAGGCCCAGUUUCGCAUGGCAGAGGAGGAGGCUCGCAGAAACCGUCUAAUGAGGGACAUGGCCCAGCUUCGCCUGCAGUUAGAGGUAUCUCAGCUGGAGGGCAGUCUCCAGCAGCCCAAAGCCCAGUCCUCCAUGUCCCCUUACCUGGUUCCUGAUACAGCUGCUCUGUGCCAGCACCUGGGCCUGCUCAGACAGCUGGCUGCCAGUGGCUGCUUCAUCAUCAUUAUCCCCCGCACAGUGAUUGAUGGGCUGGACGUGCUGAAGAAGGAAAAUGCCGGAGCACGAGACGGAAUCCGUUUCCUCGAGUCCGAGUUCCGCAAAGGGAACAGGUACAUCCGCUGUCAGAAAGAAUCUGGGAGAAGCUUUGAGAGAGACAAACUGAAACGACAGGACAUCGAAGCUUGGCAUCUUUAUAAGAUGGUGGACAGCUGUCGUCAGCUGACGGGCUCUCAGAGCAGCGGGGAUGAGGACACGGCGGGCAUGGUGACCGUCCUGACCGGACACACUCUAGACGAGCUGUCCGAGCGCUCCGCCCCGAUGAAGUCGGCCGUGCAGGCAGUGGCGGCGGCAGGCAUGGAGCUGAAGAAUAUCGUGGAGUUUUACCGCCAGUGGAAGGAGAUGGGCUGAGAGGGAGAGGGACCGAGGUCGGCCCGGCGCUCAGCUGAUCACACAUUCACUCCCUCUCUCUUUCUCUCGCUCGCUCUCUCUUUAUCUCUCUCUCUCUCUCUCUCUCUCUCUCUCUCCCACUCUAUUGCUCUGUCUGUAUCUGCGUCUCCAGCAAAGUAACUCAAAGAUUGAGGGAUGGAAAAAAUGGAGGGUACAAAAGUGAGGUAAAACAAAGGGGCAUAGGUGCUUAAAAAAAAAAACUAGCAGCUCCUCAACCCCAUCGAAGGAGGCGACUCCACAAAGCUGGAGUAAGACAGCGGGAUACAACACGGUCUAAGUGCCACUGGUUCACAAAGAGAACCAGGUAUAAACUGAUGAAAUGAGAAUAAACGUGUUGAGAGAGAAAAAAAACCACAUAUACACACAUACAUUUAAAUGGAGAAAUGAAACCCAUAAUUAAAGCAAAGUUGUUGUUU
Messenger RNA from Chanos chanos (milkfish), 4005 nucleotides. RefSeq names its product SMG5 nonsense mediated mRNA decay factor (gene smg5). The transcript has 23 exons. Gene Ontology annotation, cellular component: telomerase holoenzyme complex. Gene Ontology annotation, biological process: nuclear-transcribed mRNA catabolic process, nonsense-mediated decay. Gene Ontology annotation, molecular function: protein binding; telomerase RNA binding; telomeric repeat DNA binding. NCBI's taxonomy places the organism in Eukaryota, Metazoa, Chordata, Actinopteri, Gonorynchiformes, Chanidae. The coding region runs from base 362 to 3550 and encodes 1062 amino acids. The record is from RefSeq and is a predicted model, not a curated record.